Molecule: messenger RNA, 861 nt
Organism: Aspergillus saccharolyticus JOP 1030-1
Lineage: Eukaryota; Fungi; Ascomycota; Eurotiomycetes; Eurotiales; Aspergillaceae
Exons: 4
Coding region: 1-861 (286 amino acids)
Source: RefSeq, a predicted model, not a curated record
AUGUCCACGAACGCUUCGGUCAGCAGCAGCACCCACCCGUCGACCCUCGACGCGGAACGACAAGACCAUGCAGCAGCCGUAGAUCGGUUCCGCACGCGCAUGGCGGCCGCUAACCGAGGGUUUUUUAAGGACCGCAUCUCGGAGAUCGACGCCCGCGGCCUCGCAACCGAGAAGGAACGAAUCUGCCUGAUGCAGCGGUGGCGCCGGUUCAAAGAGUUGGACCGCGACGAGACGGCCAGCCACAGCAAUCCCGCCGCGCGCCACACCAGCAACCGGUUCCGCCAGACGCGGGAGCUGGCGGCUGUGCCCCGCGCUGCUGGCCGAGGGCACGCGGCCCCUGACGUGUUCCAACAGCAGGCGGAGGAGUGGGCGACCGCCGAGGGCGAGGAUUUCGCUUCCGAGCCGCCGUUUCCUGCUCGGGACCAGUACAAAGCGCAGGUGCGCCGGGACUGUGCGUGGCUGCGGGAGCGGCUGGAGACAGAGCACACCUCGGACCUGAUCAACAAGGCCAAAAUCCCGGCCUGCCCGGAUUGGUACAGCGCGUACCUCUACUGCCGGAAGGGUUCCGAGGAGGAUAUGGAGGGGAUUGAGCUCCCGGAUGAAGGCAUUUCGGACGCUCCCCAGAUCCGGGAGUGGGUAUGGCGCGUGGUUUUUAUGGAGCACGAGGCGACGACCUUCGAGCCGCCGCAGGUACUCUACGGACGGCGGCCGCGCUUUGACUCGAUCCCGGAGUUUCUGGACUGGUACACGAGCUGGCCGGACAGCUUGGAUGGCCGCGGGCUGCGCAGUCUCCGCCGCCAUGUGGAAGGGUGUGAGACGGAUUGCGAGUCUGACUGUGAGGAUCACAAUCUGUAUUUAUAG